Diachasma alloeum is the source of this 2683-nucleotide messenger RNA. RefSeq names its product conserved oligomeric Golgi complex subunit 7 (gene Cog7). The coding region runs from base 289 to 2544 and encodes 751 amino acids. The transcript is spliced from 7 exons. Gene Ontology annotation, biological process: retrograde vesicle-mediated transport, Golgi to endoplasmic reticulum; intracellular protein transport; Golgi organization. Gene Ontology annotation, cellular component: COG complex. The record is from RefSeq and is a predicted model, not a curated record. NCBI's taxonomy places the organism in Eukaryota, Metazoa, Arthropoda, Insecta, Hymenoptera, Braconidae.
UUGAUAAAUCCGAGACUUAUUUGUCGGGUUUUUUUUAUUCAUCGGUGAGGUGCAAUCGCAAGAGAGUUAAUUGCGGAAAACAAUGGACGGGUUUCGAAGGGGAGAGAGUGAUGUUCAGUGGUGAAGUGUAAUGUGACAGGACGAUCUUGCAAUUCUCAAAUACUCGGUAGUCCGUGGGAAGAGUGAUUUUGGGGGAAAAUGUUGAAUGACAUUUUUUGGUGGAAAUUUAUUCUCAUGCGAAAAAGGUUAUCUUUUGGGAUCGUCGAAGUGGACGAGGUUCCGGGAUAAAUGGGAAGGACGAACUACGAACAAAAUGGAGAAUCCGACGCGGCGACGGACGUUUCAGCAUUCUCGGAGAAGGAUUUCGAUGUUAAAGAGUGGAUAAACAAAACUUUUAAAUCCACUGAUGCACUGGAAGACAAAGACGCAUUUGUGUCUUCCCUGGUAAUGAAACUUCAAUUAUACGUACAACAAGUGAACGGUUCCCUCGAAGAAACGAGCCAGUCUGUUCUCUCGAGUCUUCCCAGAAUCCUCAGGGAUACCCAGUUGCUCCAGCAGGAGGCAUUGGCCCUCAAAGAAAAGAUGGUCACUGUCAAACAAGAAAUAGCAAAGGUGGAGAAGGAUACAGCCCUGUCCAUGACAGCUCUGGAAAAAAUAGACAGGGUGAAAACAGAGCUUCAAGUUGCCAAACAAAGUCUUCAUGAAGCGGACAAUUGGAGUGUUCUUGCAAAUGAUCUCGAGGAGGUCUUCGAGUCAGGUGAGAUUGACAGUAUAGGUGGAAAGCUAUUUUCCAUGCAGAAAUCACUCUCCAUGCUAUCAAACGCUGUAGACUACGAGGACAAAAAGCUACAACUUGAGGGAUUGAAAAAUCGUCUGGAAGCGAUGGCCAGUCCAAAACUGGUGCAAGCGUUCACAGUCCGAAAUUUAGACGAGUCUAAGCAGUACGUAAACGUCUUCAGCAAAAUGGACAGACUCCCCCAACUCCUCAAGUACUACCAAAACUGUCUAAAAGUAUCUCUAUGCGAGGAAUGGCGAAGAAUACGUGAAGUCUCGAUGGACGAGAACGUAACCUCCUGGUUGAACGCAUUCUACGACAAACUAUUACUGGAAUGGCACGACCAGGUGAAGUGGUGCAACCAAGUGUUCCCAACCCCGUCCACAGAGAUCCUCAUAGACAUCUACGCGGACGUCUUGUGCUCACUGGACCCCAGCAUUCACGACACCAUUUCGGGGGCCCUCAAGUACCUGUCACCCCCCCUCCAACUGGAUCUCCUCCUGGAGCUCAAAAGAAUAACUCAGAACUUUGCGAGAAACUUGAACGCAUCUCUGGAGAUCUUCUCGACUCAGCAAAAGUCAGAGGAUAAGCUCCUAGCCCUCGCCCAGUCGAUUUAUUCUCCUUACGUUGUCCACGUAUCCAAGUAUUCGACGUAUGCAUCAGGACAAUUGACUGAAAACCUGAGUUCCAUCGAGACAAGCCACGAGGAUCUGAGCGAUACAAUAAAUUCGCUGUCUCUGAGUGUUUCCAGAGCGAUUGAUCACGCAAAUGAGGCAAAUAAGAGGUGCAAGCUCUUCACCGAGGGCUGUGGAUACCCAGAACUCCUCAAAGCCCUCAAUACCUACUUCCUCCAGUACCUGGACAGAUUCACAAGCUGCGUGAAGCAGCUGGAGAAGAGGAAGACAAAGCACGAGGACUGGAAUCUCUUCCAAAUGUGUCUGACGUUGAUGCAGAUCAUCGGUAAUUUCUUGGUGCAAAUUGAGGAGUUCGAGAAGAUUCUGGUGGUGAGUAUUGUGGAGGCGAACAACAAGUUCCAGAGUGGAGCUGCAGGUGUCUUCAGCAGGUUCAAAAUUCUGCUGCUGAGUCCAAAUGGACGUCAGGAGUUCGACAAGCUGGUGAAGUCGUUGAACCAGAACGACGAGAAGACACUUCUAGCGUCUGUCACUGAAUCUGUUUACAAAUUGUGUUCUGAUCUCCAUCACACGACUUAUGAAGUCAUUUUCGCUCCCAUCUUCACGCAACUCCUGCUCAUUCAGAGGGCCCCAGCCUGGCAUGGAGACGGUGGGAAGGUACAGGGCCUAUCGUCUGACCUGCCUGACUACAGUUUCGCCCCUCAGGAGUAUAUCACUCAGGUGGGGCAGUACCUCAUGACACUUCCUCAACAUUUGGAGCCAUUUCUGCUGAGGGAUAAUCCGAGUUUGGUGCACGCCCUGAGGGCUGCUGAUGCUCAGUACACGCAAGGGACUUCUGACGGCGGAUUCACUGGGACUCUGCUGGGAAUUGUUGCCAAGGGCACUUGCCAGAUGUUCCAGGAUCAGGCACUGGGGAUUUGCGAACUCAAUUCUGGGGCUUGCAAGCAACUUGCUACUGAUAUAGAUUAUCUGGGGAAUGUGCUCGAGGAAUUGGGACUCUCCCUGUCGGACAAUCUUCAGCAGAUGUCAACGCUACUGAGAUUAUCGCCGGAGGAGUAUCAGUCCGGCUGCUCAGGCUGUAAUGCUCGGGUCGUUGCUGCUGUUCGACAAAUGCGAAAUAUUGCAUCUUCAGGAUGAAUCAUAAUUCAAGUCAUUUCCCUCCUUCAUUCUAUAUCUUCAGUGCUGCAUUGUGAAAUGUCGAUGAAGCUUCGAUUUUAUUUUUUAUUCGUUGAUAGCGAAUUGUAUAUAAAUUUACGAAAUAAAGAAGAAAAAUGAA